GUUGAACGUUUUCUCUUUGCUCUCUCUCUCUCGGCAAUGGAUCUCUCCACCAUUUCUCUCUCCUCCUCUCUUCCUUCUCCUUUUCUCAGUCAACUUUCUCUCCGUCCAAAAACAGCGUCCCUCUCUGGAAUCUUUCUCCGGAACAACCCGCCGCCGCUGUUUUCCCGCCCAAAUCAUCGCCCAAUCGCAGCAGCACUUCAACAAUCCCAGAAUGACGAUUUUGUCCUCGAAGACGUGCCGCACCUCACCAAUUUCCUCCCUAAUUUGCCGUCCUAUCCAAACCCAUUGCAUAGCAGCCAAGCUUAUUCAAUUGUAAAGAAUACUUUUGUAAGCCAAGAAGAUGUGGUUGCACAAAAUAUUGUCAUUCGAAAAGAUAACCCUAGAGGGGUUCAUUUUCGGCGUGCUGGACCUCGAGAAAAGGUUUAUUUCAAGCCGGAAGAAGUACGUGCUUGCAUAGUGACUUGUGGAGGAUUAUGCCCAGGAAUCAAUACGGUGAUUAGGGAGAUUGUAUGUGGCUUAAACAACAUGUAUGGCGUUGAGGAUAUACUUGGGAUUGAAGAAGGAUAUAGAGGGUUUUAUUCAAAAAAUACCGUGAGAUUGACUCCUAAAGUGGUUAAUGAUAUCCAUAAACGUGGUGGCACCCUUCUCCGCACAUCUCGAGGAGGACAUGAUACACAGAAGAUAGUUGAUAACAUUGCAGACCGUGGAAUAAAUCAGGUAUACAUUAUAGGAGGUGAUGGAACCCAAAGAGGAGCAGCACGCAUAUAUGAGGAAGUUGAAAAACGUGGUCUUCACGUCGCUGUGGCUGGAAUUCCAAAGACAAUUGAUAAUGAUAUUGCUGUUAUUGACAAAUCUUUUGGAUUUGAUACUGCUGUAGAAGAAGCCCAGAGAGCCAUCAACGCUGCUCAUGUUGAAGUUGAAAGUGUUGAAAACGGAGUUGGAAUUGUUAAGCUAAUGGGCAGAUAUAGUGGUUUCAUUGCCAUGUUUGCAACUUUGGCUAGCCGAGACGUGGAUUGCUGCUUGAUUCCAGAAUCUCCCUUUUAUUUGGAAGGGAGAGGUGGGCUGUAUGAGUUUCUUGAUCAGAGGUUGAAAGAGAAUGGACAUUUAGUUAUUGUCAUAGCAGAAGGUGCAGGUCAAGAAUAUGUUGCCGCAGAAGUGCCUGCAGUCAAUCAAAAGGAUGCAUCUGGGAACAGGCUACUUCUUGAUGUUGGUCCCUGGUUAUCUGAUAAGAUCAAGGACCAUUUCACAAAGGCUCAAAAGAUGCCAAUUAAUAUGAAAUAUAUAGAUCCAACAUACAUGAUUCGAGCUAUUCCGAGUAAUGCCGCAGACAACAUAUACUGCACUCUACUUGCUCAUAGUGUUGUUCAUGGAGCUAUGGCUGGAUAUACUGGCUUCACCGUUGGCCCUGUGAAUAGUAGACAUGCUUAUAUCCCUAUUUCUCGUGUGACAGAGAAACAAAAGACGGUUGAGCUGACAGGUAGAAUGUGGGCUAGACUUCUUGCAUCUACAAAUCAACCUAGUUUCAUUUCCUCUGAUCUAGAAGGAGUUGUCCAAGGUAUCGAUAGUCUGAAUAUUACCUCGAUAUAGGUUUUCUCAUAUUUAUGAGUAGCAACAGAUCUCUAUUUUAGGUUUCAUUUGUAUGUUAACUCAGUGCUGUGAAUUUUGAUGAGCUUUCAGAUAACAGAUGAUGCAUUAACAUAUAGUGGUAUUGGCUGUAAUUGGACACUACCACCAUAUGGUUUGCCACUAUUCUUUUUAGUGUGAAAUUCCACUACUUAGUAAUAGCUAUAUGUUUGUUGUAUUUGUUGAAACGUCAGCUCAGACUUUGAGUAUUU
Molecule: messenger RNA, 1835 nt
Organism: Arachis ipaensis
Lineage: Eukaryota; Viridiplantae; Streptophyta; Magnoliopsida; Fabales; Fabaceae
Product: ATP-dependent 6-phosphofructokinase 4, chloroplastic
Biological process (GO): glycolytic process; fructose 6-phosphate metabolic process
Molecular function (GO): 6-phosphofructokinase activity; ATP binding
Source: RefSeq, a predicted model, not a curated record